Rosa rugosa (rugosa rose) is the source of this 5049-nucleotide messenger RNA. RefSeq names its product putative disease resistance RPP13-like protein 1. Gene Ontology annotation, molecular function: ADP binding. The transcript is spliced from 4 exons. Gene Ontology annotation, biological process: signal transduction; defense response to other organism. Bases 58 to 3660 code for a protein of 1200 amino acids. The record is from RefSeq and is a predicted model, not a curated record. NCBI's taxonomy places the organism in Eukaryota, Viridiplantae, Streptophyta, Magnoliopsida, Rosales, Rosaceae.
CUUUCUACAGAACCCAGUUCCCACUCAACUCUGAGAUUUUGGUUUGUUGGUUCAUCCAUGGCUCUGUUCCGAAGUCAGAAGGCCUCCCUUUCCAAAUAUACUGCCUCUCCUUACCCAUUUCGCUAUCACGUGUUCUUGAGCUUCAGAGGUGAGGACACUCGAAAGAACUUCACUGAUCACCUCUACGCGGCUCUGGUCAACGCCGGAUUUCAUACUUUCCGAGAUGACCCUGAACUCGAGAGAGGGGAAAAUAUCAAGGAAAAGCUUGAGAACGCCAUUCAACAGUCACAAAGUUCUGUGAUUGUGUUUUCGAAAGACUACACCUCUUCCAGAUGGUGUCUGGACGAGCUUGUCAUGAUCCUUGAACGCAAGAGGACCUCCGAUCAUGUUGUGUUACCGGUCUUCUACGACGUCGAUCCAUCCCAUGUGAGGAAGCAGGCAGAAACUCUUUCAAAGGUUCCUAAAUACCAAGAAAAUCAAUCCUCGGAGAAGUUGAAUGGAUGGCGGGCAGCGCUUAGUGAAGUUGCAGAUCUAACAGGCAUGGUUUUACAAAAUGAAGCUGACGGGCACGAGUCAAAGUUCAUCCAAAAGAUUGUUACAGUGAUUCAAGACAAGCCCGGUGGUGUGCCCCUGACCCAUGUCCAGGAGGUGUUACAGAAGAAGUUGUUGUUUAUUACGCCGCACCUCGAUGACGCCGAGGGGAAGCAACUGAACAACCCAACUGUGAAGGCAUGGCUCAAUGAGCUCAAAGAAGCUGUCUAUGAUACCGGGGACCUAUUGCAGGAGAUCAAGACAGAAGCAUUAAGACGAAAGAUGGAACCCGAAUCUGGAAUUAGCACGAGUAAGGUAGAAGAGCUCAACUCUAGUCUUCCAUUUCAUGCUUUUGAUUCAGCAUCAAUAUACCCGAGGGUAGAGGAAGUUAUUAAAAGACUAGACUCCAUUACGGAGCAGAGAAGAGAUGUCUUGGGAAUGGAAGCAAGUGCUGGAUACAAGGUAUCACAAACAAUACCGUCAACUUCUUUGGUAGAAAAGUCUGUAUAUGGAAGAGAUGAAGAGAAAGAAACAUUGGUUAAAUUGUUGCUAUCAGAUGAUGAGAGUGGCAAUGAGAUAAGUGUGAUUCCUAUUGUGGGUAUGGGUGGGAUCGGAAAGACCACCCUUGCCCAGUUUGUAUACAACGAUUUUAGAGUCAAGCAACGUUUUGACAUCAAAGCAUGGGCUUGUGUUUCAAAAGAAUUUGAUGUUCUUCAGAUCUCACAACAAAUUUAUGAGUCCCUCACCAAAAAAGCUUGCAAGAUCACGAGCCUUGAUCUGCUUCUAUCAGAGUUGCAGGCAACUUUGAGGGGGAAAAGGUUCUUCUUUGUUCUUGAUGACAUCUGGAACAAGAAUUAUAACCAGUUGGAAUUCCUAAUGCGUCCCCUUGAGUCUGGAGCACAUGGAAGCAAGAUUAUUGUCACAACGCGCGAUGAAGAUGUUACACGUAAGAUGGGUAGCCUUGAAGCUCACCGUCUCAUGCCAAUGUCUGAGCAAGAUAGCUGGUCGUUAUUCGAAAAACAUGCCUUCAAAAAUGCAGGUGUUGGUACACACUCACAUCUUGAAAAAAUCAGUAGACAAAUUGUUCGAAAGUGCAAGGGUCUUCCUUUGGCUGUUAAGUCCCUUGCGGGUCUCUUAUGUUCUAAAUUAAAUGUGGGUGAGUGGGAAACUAUAUUGAACAGUGACCUGUGGGAGUUGCCUUUGGAUAGUGACAUUCUGCCAUCUCUUUGGUUGAGCUAUAUGUACCUGCCUUCACAACUCAAACAUUGUUUUGCAUAUUGUUCGAUAUUUCCCAAGAACUAUAAGUUCAGCACAUCAGAAUUAGUUUACUUGUGGAAGGCUGAAGAUCUAUUGCGACCUAAAAAAAACAAAACUGCAGAUGAAAUCGGACAAGAUUACUUCAAUGAUCUAAUCUCAAUGUCAUUUUUUCAAGUUUCAUCAAGUUUCGAUCAAUAUAUCAUGCAUGACCUUAUCAAUGAUUUAGCAAGCUUUGUAUCAGGAGAAUUUUGUUUUAGGUGGGAGGGCAGUGAUUCACCCAACAAUUUGAGCAAGACUCGUCACUUUUCAUAUACGCCGAGAUAUAAUGAUGAGACUGGGCUAUCAGAGAUGUUUGAGGCUUUACAGCAAGCUAAAUGUUUGCACACCUUUCUACCAUUAGUACCAUCUUAUGCAUCGCGGAAUUUGUUGGGCAAAGGACUCUACGAGGCAUUGCCAAAGUUUCAAUGUUUAAGAAUGUUCAUGUUAUCAGGGUACAAUAUUAAGGAAUUGCCUGAUUCAAUUAACAACUUGAAACAUCUUAAGCACUUGGACUUGUCUUCCAGUUCCAUCGAGAAAUUACCUGAUACAAUUUGUACUUUGUAUAACUUGCAAGUAUUGUUGUUGUCAAACUGUCCAGGCCUUACUGAACUGCCAGCCAACUUGGGAAGAUUGAUCAACUUGAGCCAUCUGGAUAUUACACGUACAUUCUUGAAAAAGAUGCCACCGUAUAUGGGUAAUUUGAAAGACCUCCAGAUGCUACCAGAGUUUGUGCUAGACAAACACACUGCUGUGGAUAAUUUGGCAGAGUUACAGAAGCUUGAAAAACUGCGUGGAAGACUUUGUAUCUCAGGGCUUGUGCAUUGCAGCGGUUUGGAGGCCUACAUACUGAGGGACAAGAAGUUUCUUAAGAAACUGGAAUUGGAUUGGGGGAAACCAUGGGGUUGGGGAGAAGAAGAAGAAGAAGAGUCUGACGAUUUGGUGGAGGCAAUAUGGGAUUUAAGUGAAGAAGCAGCAGAGUCUGACGAUUUGGUGGAGGCGAAAUGGGAUUCAAGUGAAGAAGGCAAUAGUACUGUAGAAGAAAGAGAUGUGCUUGAGAAGCUCCAACCUCACCCGAACCUGGAAAGGAUUACUAUUACAGGUUAUGGAGGCAAAAUGUUUCCAGGUUGGUCAGGAUAUUAUUCUUCCUCUGCUCUUGUUUCUCUUAAACUUGAAAAUUGUGAGAAUUGUAUCUCCUUGCCACCAUUGGGACAGUUACCUUCCCUCAGAAAGCUUCUAGUAUCAUUGUGCCCCAAUCUUACCGGGAGAUUAGCGUCAGACAGUCUCCCAUCUCUCGAGUCUUUGGAGGUAAUUCAAUGCCCAGAAUUCGAAUGUUUUCCGGAAGAUGGAUUCCCGUCAAAGUUAAAAUCACUUGAGUACUUGGACGGUAAAGAAGUGAAUGCAAAGAGUAUGCAGAAUCUGAACAAGGGUCUCCGAACACUCACCUCUCUUGAAAUAUUGAUACUUGAUUUUAACUGCAACGAAAAAGUAGAUUGGUUUGCGGAGGAGCAGGAGGAGGGGCUGUUUCCCAGCACUCUGACAUAUCUCCAGAUCCGCCGUCUGAAUUGUGAGACCAUCGACGGCGCCAAGGGGUUUGGCCAUCUCAACUCUCUUCAAUCUUUGUAUAUAUGGAAUUGCCCUGCGCUCCGGUGCUUGCCAGAUAGUGGGCUACCAACUUCUCUUCAACGCUUGGACAUUAAGAGUUGCCCUGCUCUGCAGUGCUUGCCAGAUAGUGAUUGCCCUUUGCUUGAGGAACGGUGCCAAAGAGAGACGGGUGAAGAUUGGCCCAAGAUUGCUCACAUCAAGCACAUACAGAUUAAUAGGAAAACGAUAUGACAACGACAGAGGGCUUGCAUUCUGAUCAAUUUGGCUUUGACAACGACAUGCCAUAUGAAGGAGAAACAGACCAUUUCCAUUUCCUACGCAGUUUCAUGGAAACUUGGAAAGUGAGCAAAAUUUCUUGAUAUCUUAAGGCAAAAUUUCUUGAUAUCCUUUCCAUUUUCAUGGGCCAACUUCUGGAACUGGAUUCUCUUCUGAUCAAAGCUUCUCUGGUUGUUAUGCAAUGCUGCCAGCUGCAACUGAAGGUACUAUAGAGCACUUGUGUAUCAACAUACUCCUGGAAUAGUACAAAUGCUCUGUGAAUAAGUCAAGUCAGCCCUCAGAUUUUGUUUUUUUCUUUUUAUGCAGCAUCUCAGCAAGGAAAAAUUCUCCUGAUUCUAGGACACUUGGGAUGCCAGAGAAGGAUCAUUUCCUCUUACAUAACUCUGAAAAACAAUAGUCCAGUGUGGUCGCCCAAUCGGCGAGGGUGGGGUUUACUGUCAAAGGGCUUCAACUUCCAAGGAGCAUACUUAUAAAUACACCAACCGGCAGUUAUGCUUUAUUUGUUUCCUUCUGCUAACUGCUAUUUGUGUUCUAUUUAUAUGGCUUUAUUAAUGAUGUAUCAACAAGAAUCACUUGAUUUCAUUAGCUAUUAUAUUGAUGUAGUGAUCAUCUAAGAGUUUCAGAAUGUUUCAUUAAUGCAUGUUUUCUUAUAUGCAAUGUUUAGUGUUGAAGUUGAGUCUCUACUUUCUACUGGUUGAAUUAGGUGGCAAAAUAUUCCAAAUUUCAAGAAAUGAGUCUUAAACUUUACUGUCUUCUUUAUUUUGAUAUUUUACCUUACAUCAAGUUCUAUUUUUGGUUUGGUCAGAUGGCAGAAAAUGCAUGCACAAUUGCAGGGAAAUUUCACUGCAAUGUUGGAUUUUUAAUGGUAGAUUUCCAUUGCAAUGUCGGCUUUUUCUUGGUAAAUUUCUACUGCUUAUAAGUUAAUCUUUCCAUUACUACUUUUUCUCUUUUGGCAAACUAAUUAUUUCAUCACUAGUGGCAACCCAUUCAACAAUUUGUGAAAUAAAACGAAAUUUGGAAAAGACUGAACCGAACUGUGGGUUAGAGAAAGUGUUAAUAACAUUCCUAGAAAAUAAAUAGCUAGUGCUUUCCAGCUGCAAAUGCAUUAUUACUUGGACUGGAAAGUGUGAGGAAAAGAAAUGGCCAUCCCACUGAAAAAGUGAAAAGAAAAGGAAAGUCCGAAAGGGGCAUCCCACCAAAAGCAAAAGGAGAGAGUAAAAGAGAAAGAAAGGGGCGUAUGUAUCUUUCUACUUUCUACUUUCUACUUUCUACACAGGUAGGAAUUUGUAACCCGAUUCCCACUCAACUGAGAAACCACCAAAAUUUUCAAAUUUCAAGAACUGA